Auanema sp. JU1783 is the source of this 435-nucleotide messenger RNA. NCBI's taxonomy places the organism in Eukaryota, Metazoa, Nematoda, Chromadorea, Rhabditida, Rhabditidae. The record is from the annotation of a GenBank genome assembly.
AUGGCCAACAAGUAUAUGUCUGUACUAGAGGGCAUCAUAGGUAGAUGUAAGAAUUAUGACACUUUCAUGAAAUCUUUCGGCAAGGUUAGAGCAGUAGUUGCCGAAGAGGGUAAAGCUAAAAUUGAAUUCGAUGUAACUGAAGAACUUACUAACAAUCAUGGUACUCUUCAUGGUGGAUGUGCUAUGACCAUCGUUGACAUAUGUACCACAACUCUAUGCGCAAUGACACCUAGAGGAGUGACUGGAGUCAGUGUAAAUCUUAAUAUGAAUUAUCUUACGCCUGCUAAAUUAGGAGAGACUGUUGUAGUUGAUGCUCGUAUCUUACGCAUGGGCAACACCAUUGCUUACACUGAAGCUGAGCUUUAUCUCAAAACCAGUGGUAAAAUGGUUGCUAAGGGACUUCACACCAUGGCCUUGCCAAAGCCCAAAAAGUGA